AUGCUGGCUGAUAUCUCCACCGUGCUGAGCACUUUGAAACAGGAGGUGGACCCACAACUUUCGUACCUUUUCGACGAGUUUGAAAGCCUGUAUGAAUCGAAACUAUGGCAUCAACUAACAGAGAAGCUUGAGUCAUUUUUCCAGGACGAAAGAACAGCACCACUGAGGCUUAGAGUAUACGAUGCAUUUGUGUUGCAGUUCCAGGACAAGAUCAGUCAAUUGAGCGUUGUGAGUUUUCUGCUAAGCUCUCUAAAGGCUGAAAACGAUCCAGACGCUGCCCUAGGUUAUCUCGAAGAUUUGCGUAAGAGCUUCAAAGAAAUUGACGAGCGAAAGCAGAGGAAUGACGGACUCAAAUCACACUUUGAUGGAAUUGUGCUGAUAGAUAUCGAAAUCGCAAGAUUUUAUCUCACGCAGGGAAACUUGGUGAAGUCCAGGGACGCAUUGGACGCAAUUGAAGCAACCAUUGAAAUGCAUGAUGUGAUGCCCUUGCAAGUCACCAGUGCAUUCUACUCGGCAAGCUCCGAAUACUAUCAAGCUAAAAGGGAUUUCAAUUCAUUCUACUACACAAGCUUGUUGUAUUUGUCAACCGCCGAAGCAUCCCGUUCCGUACCAGAGUUUUCGUUUUUGAGACGCCAGCAGCUUGCUUAUGACCUUUCCAUUGCGGCUUUACUAGGUGACAAAAUUUACAACUUUGGAGAACUACUGCAUCACCCAAUAAUGGAAAGUAUCUCAUCUGACCCACAACACGAAUGGUUGUUUCAAUUUCUCAAUACUUUGUCAAACGGUGACUUCGACAAGUUCGACAAAAUCUCCAAGGAGCGGGUUUCUCAGGUUCCUAUCCUUUCCACACACGAGUCUUUCUUGAGGCAAAAAAUAUGCUUGAUGACUUUGGUCGAAAGCGUUUUUGUCAAGAAUAUCAGAACUCUGUCAUUUCAAGACAUUGCUGCUGCUACACAUCUUCCCAAGGACAAUGUAGAACAUUUGGUCAUGAGAAGCAUUAGUCUGGGGCUACUAAAAGGAUCCAUCGACCAAGUUCAAGAAUUGGUGACAGUUACGUGGGUACAACCGCGGAUCAUCAAUGCUGACCAGAUCAACAAAAUGAAACAGAGACUGGUUGAAUGGAACAAUGAGGUCUCCAGCCUGGGCCAAAAAAUCGAAGCCCGUGGUAAGACCAUCUGGGUAUGA
Messenger RNA from Lachancea sp. 'fantastica', 1185 nucleotides. Lineage: Eukaryota; Fungi; Ascomycota; Saccharomycetes; Saccharomycetales; Saccharomycetaceae. The record is from the annotation of a GenBank genome assembly.